Molecule: messenger RNA, 2194 nt
Organism: Marchantia polymorpha subsp. ruderalis
Lineage: Eukaryota; Viridiplantae; Streptophyta; Marchantiopsida; Marchantiales; Marchantiaceae
Source: the annotation of a GenBank genome assembly
GCAUGCGUGGCAGAUGACAGGGAUCCAUCGGGCAGGACCGGACCAAACCAAACCAAACCCAGCAAAACAAAACACUGGAGGCACAAGAGAAGGAAGAACCCAGCCCCGAGGGUAACGUUCGACAGGAGAAGAAGGAUGGUGACGAUGGGCAGCAGACGAGACGAGGGGCGAGGAGCGGAGCGGAGCAUUAAAACAGGAGGAGCUGGUGGUAAUCCGGAACGCUGGGAAAGUAGCGGUGCGGUGCGCCCAAAAGAAGGGGACUGACACCGACGGAUUUCGUAUAAUUCACGCUUGCCUCAUCCCACUUUUCUUUUUUUCUCUUUCUCUCUUCGAGUGUCUCACCUUUUCUGGUUGUUGGUCUCGGGGCUCGCUGGCGGUGCUCGUGUCAAAGUUGUAGUUAUUGCGUCUUAAGAUCCGGUUACAAAGAUCGGUCGACGGAAUCAUCAGAGCGAGGGGAGGAGAGGAGAGGAGGGGAGCCGAGAGCACAAUUGGAGGUGGGAUGGCCCGAUCGUAGCUUGGAGACGGAUGAGGGAGGCGGGGACCCAGCGAGCGGGCAGGCGUUGAAUCGGAGCCGGGGAGCAGCGACGGGGGAUCUCGCUCGGCAAUUGCACGAGAGCUCGCCCAGCUCUUCCCCUUCUUGGCCCGAGGGACGGGCGUCGAAGGAGUCGGACGUCGGAGCCCCGGGAGCGAGCAAUUCGAGGCUCUCGCUCGGCCCGCCCGCCCCCUCAUGAAGCAGCACGACGGGGGCGCCAGGACGAGGAGAGGCGCCGAAUUGCAAGCGCAGAGGUGGGGAAUCGACUGAUCGCCGAGGCCGCGGAGCGAGAGCGAGAUCUGGUUAUGAAGUCGUGGCAUAAUUGGGAGUGGAGGCGAGACCAGGGCAGGGAGCGCGGCGAGGGCAGGAUGGAGAGGGGCCUGAAGCGCAAGCAUUCGGAUCUCGGAGGGGGAGGGGGAGCGGGCGCAGGAGGCGCGGGCGCGGGGGGAGCCGCGGGGGGCGCGGGGGCAGCCGGGGGCGCGGACGGGGAGCAGCAGGCCGGCGGCAAAGAGCACUUCCGAUCGACGGUGGAGCAGAUGCUGGAGGACGGGCUGCACUCGGACAUCACCUUCGAGUCGGAGAACGACCGCACGCCGGCGCACCGCUGCAUCCUGGCCAGCGUCUCGCCCGUCUACCGCGCCAUGUUCCACAACAAGAUGCUGGAGCAGACCACGUCCGUGGUGCGGGUGGACGACAUGAGCACGGGCGCCUUCCGCUGCUUCCUGCGCCUGCUGUACACGGGCGGCCUGGCGCGCGACGACAUCGAGCGGUACGGGCUCGAGGUGCUGGCGGCCUGCCACAAGUACGAGGUGCCGCAGUUGGCGCGCAUCUGCAGCCCCGUGCUGGGCGACAUGCUGACGGUCGACAACUCGCUCUCCAUCCUCGAGCACGCCGUGCUCUACGACGCCGCGCUCUUCGAGAGCUGCAAGGACUUCAUCGGCGCGCACUUCCGCCACAUCGUGGGCACGCCCGCCUUCGAGGAGCUGGCGCAGCGCAACCCGUCGCUCCUGGUGGACCUCGUCAAGAGCACGGCGCUGGACGAGAAGAGCCGCGAACUGCGCGUCACCUUCCGCAGCUUCAGCACCACGCGCGUGCGCAACUGCGUGCUCAAGAUGCCGGGCGACUGCACGGUGGCCGACGUGAUCGCCGAGCUCAAGCUGCUCAUGAAACUGCCCACCACGCGGUGGUUGCAAAUCGCCGGCGUCGUGGACCACCGCAUCGUCAAGAUCUACGGCGCCAAGGACAAGGUCCGCACCGUGGUGGAGGACCUGAAGGCCGAGGAGAUCCCCGCGCAGAAGGUCAAGAACACGGUGCGCACGCUGCGCGUCUCGCACAUGCUCUCGGACCGGACGGGCAAAUUCCUGUCCUACUUCGGCGAGCCCUUCACUAUGCGCGUGCCCAACGACCGGUUCCUCCUGUGGCAGCUCAAGGAGCGCAUCUCGCACUUCAAGUCGGGCAUGGAGUUCGCCAACUUCCACUUCGCCAAGCGCAGCAAUUCGAACCCCGAGGCGCCCUUCCCCGAGUAUCUGGACGACAGCAGCCCCGUGCCCCUGAACGAGGACGACUUUCUGGCGCUGGUGCACCCCAUCUGCCCGUGCUCCGCGCAGGAGAUCCACUCGCCCCUCUUCCAUCUGUCGUAGAUCUCCCGCCCGCCUUUGCUCU